UUUCUGGAUCGAAAAGCGGACGCGAGAAGCCUAGAAGUUGAAGGAUUUGCAGAAGCUCAAAGCUUUGUCUUUAAAGAAGAGGAAGAAAGCUUGCAAGAUACAGUUCCAUUUCUACAGAUGCUGCAGAGUGAAGAAGACCAUUCGCCGUUUCUGUCAAUCAAAGAACCAAACUUUCUAACGCUAUUGUCUCUUCAGACACUCAAAGAGCCUUGGGAACUCGAGAGCUAUCUUUCACACGAGGUUCCGCAGUUUCAUUCACCGGUCCAAUCCGAGACCAACCGGUUCUAUCACAACCCAGCUUCAGCAUCAAUAGCCAUGGAAGGAGCCAAUCAAGCUUUGUCAAGCCAAGAACUUCCCUUUAGCCAAGCAAACAUGACAAUCCCUUCUUCUUCCUCAUCACCACGCACUGCAAAUCCAAGACGCAAACGCAAAACCAGCCACUUGCCGCAUCCAGAAAUGGCGCAGGAUAAGAGAAGGAGGAGGAAAACUAAACCAACCAAGAACAUUGAAGACAUAGAGAAUCAAAGAAUAAACCACAUCGCUGUUGAACGAAAUCGACGGCGCCAAAUGAACCAACACAUCAACUCCCUCCGUUCCCUUCUCCCACCUUCCUACAUCCAACGAGGAGACCAAGCAUCCAUAGUAGGAGGAGCGAUAAACUACGUGAAGGUCCUCGAGCAAACCAUACAAUCUCUUGAAUCGCAAAAGAGAAUGCAACAAAGUAGUGUCGACGUGACUUAUGAUCAGCAUCUGUCAGGCAUUUCGUCGAGCGACUUGUGGACGACUCAGGAAGAUCAAACUUGUAUCCCCAAAGUCGAGACCACAGUGAUACAAAACCACGCCAGCCUUAAAGUUCAAUGUCGGAAGAAACAAGGACAGCUUCUCAAAGGAAUCACUUCACUCGAAAAGCUUCGACUCACUGUUCUUCAUCUCAAUAUCGCUGCCUCCUCUCAUUUAUCUGUCUCUUAUUCCUUCAACCUCAAGAUGGAGGAUGACUGUGAACUAGAAUCAGCCGACGAGAUAACGAAGGCGGCAUAUCAGAUUUUUGACAUCCGACGAUUUGAUUAA
Thlaspi arvense is the source of this 1068-nucleotide messenger RNA. Lineage: Eukaryota; Viridiplantae; Streptophyta; Magnoliopsida; Brassicales; Brassicaceae. The record is from the annotation of a GenBank genome assembly.